Molecule: messenger RNA, 5388 nt
Organism: Xiphophorus couchianus (Monterrey platyfish)
Lineage: Eukaryota; Metazoa; Chordata; Actinopteri; Cyprinodontiformes; Poeciliidae
Product: serine/threonine-protein kinase PAK 6-like
Exons: 9
Coding region: 1707-3695 (662 amino acids)
Biological process (GO): protein phosphorylation
Molecular function (GO): ATP binding; protein serine/threonine kinase activity
Source: RefSeq, a predicted model, not a curated record
AGUCAAGAUGCGCUGAGGUUCGGAGCUUUAGGCGGGUAACUGGGCGGUUCGGGCUGUUGAGUCACGUCCUGCUGAGCCCGCAGGGAGAACCGGGCAUGCUGCCGCCUGCACCGACCGGAGGGAGCCUCCUCUUUGUUUCCUCACCCCGCCUGAGGCCGCCGCUCCUUGCGCCUCAUCCCGGGCUUCAGAUCCAUACAAACUGCCGCUACUUAACACGAACUGGGCCGGUGGGCUUCAGAGAGUCUGACCUCACACUUCCUUCUUCCACUAAAGUUUAAAUGAUAAUAAAAACCAAAACCACGGAGUUCCUCCAGUCAGUCCCUGAUCUGCAGGCUCCGCCCACUUACCUGGGACAAGGUGAGACAGGAGAUGUGGGGGAGGAGAGAGAGGAGCAGCGGAGAGGCAGAGCGCGCGGCAGGAUCUGGACCCACCUGGACUCUACGGCCAGGCUGAGGUGGAGCGAGGAGGUUCGGACCAAACCGGGCCGGGUCGGGCCGACCCGAGGCUGAGGAACAUCAACGCCCCAACAGGUGAGAACCCAGGAAGUCAGACUGUUCUGCGUCAGAGCAGAACCUCUGAGGCCCGGUGAGGGGUAACUGGACCUGAAGGUUCUGGAUGACAAAGAGUCUUUGUUUGCGUUCUUUAAGUGAGUAAAUAGAUUCUUUUGGGUCCUGGGAAGGCUCUCCUCUGGUCCAGGUGUGGGUGAUGAGUCUGCUGAGACCCAGAACCUCAGAGCCGGUUCUGGAGCUGGUUCUGACUGACGAAGGUCAGAGACUUUGAGUCAUGUUUGUUCUGAAGUUUCUGAGAUUAGGUCGGGAUUUUCUGAGAUCGGUCAGAAUGAUUCAUUCUGUCAGACGGGUUCUGUGAUGAUGAUGAUGAGUUUCAUCAUCUUCGUCGUCUCUCUGGUUCUGGACUUUGUCCCGAAUCAUUCUGCUGCUGAUCUUCAUCACAUCCACAGAGACUCGUUACUCAUCUUCAUCAUCCAGAAACAUUCACAUUUUGGCGCCGAUCCAAACCAAUCAGAACCGAUCCAAACUGAUCCAAACUCUCACCUAACAGUCCGUAAUGAGCCGAGUCAGAUUACCGGAACCAGAACCGUGAACCCAGCCUGUACUUCAGGCUGAAGGAAGCCAGGACAGAACCCACCAAUCUCUGCAGAACCGGGUCGGGAUUCAAACCCAAAACAUUCCAGCAGAGCCGCCUGAGCCACUAACAAGCGGUCCAAACGGGCCGCUUUAGGACAACAGGCAGAUCAAAUCUGAGCUUCUUAAAGCCACAGGUCAGAUUUUUGGAGAUUCUGUGGAGAAGCUGUGAGUCGUGAGCGUCUUCCAUGAAUUGGAUCAGAACCUGAAUGAAUCCUGGUUCUGAUGACAGACUGACACCAAAUGGGUUCAGUCACAAAAGUAUUUACACCCUGUGAAGUGAGCCGGCUUCCCUCCCAGACAGGAAGUGCUUACAGUCAAACGGACUCGGGUUCUGGAAGAAUGUGGUUCAGAACCGAUCCGAUCUCUGGUAAUACAAUCUGGUUCUGAGGUCAGAGGUCAGCUGCAAACACUCCAGAUUCCUGCAGUCACUGAUGCAGACAGGUGAGAUCUCACCCGGGCUGCUUGGUCGGUUUAAGGAUUGGGUCAUGUGACCCGGUUCAGGUGAGUCACCUGAACAGGAAGAGCAGCCGCCACUUCUCCGCCUGCCUUCAGCGUCUCAUCAUGUUUCGGCCCGGCUGGCGUCACGCCUGCUGUUUUCCCCUUCGCAGCGCCGCUUCCCGUCGCUUCCCCCGGGUCCGGUCCGGCGGCCGGCGCUGCGUUUCCGUGGCGAUGUUCCGGCGCAGGAAGAAGAAGUACCGGCUGGAGAUCUCGGCGCCGCGGGACUUCCAGCACCGCGUCCACACGUCCUUCGAUGUCUCGACGGGACGCUACGUGGGUCUGCCGGCGCAGUGGCAGAGCGUCAUCGACACGCUGAGGAGGCCACGCCCCCUGGUGGACCCGUCCAGGAUCACCAACAUCGAUCUGGAACCCAGAAAGCAGACGAUCGUUCGCGGCAGCUUCAUCGGCCAUGGCGACUACAUCAGUCACGUGAUCUCUGAGAUGAGCCGCGUUUCCGUCACCAGCUCCAACUCGCUGCGCCGCACCAGCCCGUCGGCACGGAAACGCGCCCAGUCAAUGGGCCGGCUGGGAGAAGUGGCGGAGGACGAGUCGUACCACUACCUGGAGAUCAGCCGGCGGAGCAGCAGCGUGAAGGCCGGCGGCAGCGCCACCUACUGGCAGGACCGCAUCCGGCAGGUGCGCAGCGAGAGCGGCAGCCCCAGGGCGAACAGGAACCUGCAGAGAACCAAAUCCAGCAGCCAGGUGAGCUCUGUAUCUGAGGCCGCUCCGCUCAGCCCCACGUCGCCUCAGAGGACGACCUACACGCCUGAACCCAGCGUCCGCAACGGCGGCGUCGGGCUAAAGCAGAGGCCGACCUCCUACCACCAGGCGGCAGAGACCGGCAGGCCUCAGCUGAGACCCAGAGCCGGAGCCAAUCACCUGCCGGACCUGCUGUCCUCUUCCACAGAAACCCCCAGGAGGCCGCAUUCGACCUAUGACCUCAAGCCGCCAUUUUCUCGCCCUCGGCUGCCUCCGCCCAACAGCACCAGCAGUCCCGUCAUCACUGGCAGAGUGCUGCCCCAACCUUCACCCCGCCCUUCCACAGGGGUCGAUGUUUCUACCAAACGCGCCUCAACGCCGCCGCAGACGAGCCUCGCUCAGCCGAGCCGCCCCCCUUCCUCCACGCCUCCUGCCGCCCCGGACAGAGCGCCCCAGAAGGUGACCCACGAGCAGUUCAAGGCGGCGCUGGAGAUGGUGGUGGACCCGGGCGAUCCCAGGGUGACUCUGGAGAACUUCAUGAAGAUCGGGGAGGGCUCCACCGGCGUGGUGUGCAUCGCCCGGGAACGGCACAGCGGGCGCCAGGUGGCGGUGAAGAUGAUGGACGUGAGGAAGCAGCAGCGCAGGGAGCUUCUCUUUAACGAGGUGGUCAUCAUGAGGGACUACCAGCACCCCAACGUGGUGCAGAUGUUCCGCAGCGCGCUGGUGGGGGAUGAGCUGUGGGUCAUCAUGGAGUACCUGCAGGGCGGCGCUCUCACACACAUCAUCGGUGAAACCAGGCUGAACGAGGAGCAGAUAGCGACGGUGUGUGAGGGCGUCCUGCAGGCGCUGUCCUACCUCCACUCUCAGGGCGUCAUCCACCGAGACAUCAAGAGCGACUCCAUCCUGCUCACGCUGGACGGCAGGAUAAAAUUGUCCGACUUCGGUUUCUGCGCUCAGAUCAACACUGACGUCCCAAAGAGGAAAUCUCUGGUCGGGACUCCGUAUUGGAUGGCUCCCGAGGUCAUCUCCAAAACGCCGUAUGGCACAGAGGUGGACAUUUGGUCCCUGGGCAUCAUGGUGGUGGAGAUGGUGGACGGUGAGCCUCCAUACUUCAACGAAACACCAAUCAGUGCCAUGAAGAAACUGAGAGACGAAGCGGCGCCAAGUGUCAAGAACAUGCAAAGGGUUUCUCCGGUGCUGAAGGACUUCCUGGGCUGCAUGCUGACACGUGACACACUGCAGCGCAGUGGCGCCGCCGCCCUGCUGCAGCAUCCCUUCAUGCUGCAGGCCGCCGCGCCGCGCUGCCUAGUGCCGCUGGUGGAGCAGCACCGCAAACGCAUGUCGCUCUGCUGAGCCUCACCUGGAGCCACAGACUGGAGGAUCCUCAGGUGGGUCACACCUGAGACUCACCUGGGAUCACACCUGAUGCUUCAGGAUAUACAUAAUACACCUGAGACCACAUUAAAGACUAACCUCAGGAUUCACCUGGAGCUUCAAAAGGACCACAUGUUUUCUUUCUACUUUUAUUUUUUUCAUUAAUUUUUUUACUUUUAUUUUCUUUUUCAUUUUACUUUUGAUUUUAUUUUUUUAUUUUAUUUUUAUAGAGAUGUUGAGGAACCUUUUCAGUGUUUCAGGCAGGAAAUGGAAGGGAGGCGACGUGCAGCGAAGGUCCGGAGGUCAGGGGUCAAACUCCAGAUUACUGCUUCCAGGAUAAAUAUCCUCUGAACUCGAAGCGGCGGCUGCUGCAGCUGAUUUUAUUUUUUAUAGACUUCAACCUGAAUUUGAGCUUUUAAAACAUUUCAUGUUCUUUCUAAUUUUGCAGCUCUAAUUCUUAAAUUUACAUUUUCAGUUAAAAUAAAAACAGUUCCAAACAAACUGGAAUAAAAUAAAUCAGGUUUUUAUUCUGAUUUCAGAUCAAAUCACAUUUCAUGUUGAUCUAAUUAACAAACAGCUGAGAAAUUAAACAAUAAUUUCUCCUAUCAUCAGAAAUAUUUCAGUUUAUUUGUAAUUAUAUUGAUUUAUUGUUAACAUUUGCACUUGUUCACAUUUUGAUGUUUGUGAGCUUUUUUUUAAAUAAGGGAAAUGUUGAAUAAAUAUCAGUGUUCUUCUGUCAGAUUGUCAAUUUCUGCUUAAGUUCUGCUAUUUUAUGAGCAAUAUUACAUUAAACCAAAAAUGAUUUAAUUUUCAUUAAUAAACCAUCAGGUUAGACUUAUAAGUGAAGCAGGAGCAACAUGUAUGGAGAGCCAUUUUAGUCAAAAUUAACAAAUACUCAACCAAAUCAUGAAAUAAAAACAAAAUAAAUAUUUUUUAAAUAUAUAUUUUUUAAUUUGGGAGCUUAAGUUGUCAAAGUUAAUUUAUUAAUUUAUUUAUGUAAUUUUGAAGAAAAUGGGUUUCCAUAAACAUUUGAGUCUAGAUGUUCAUUCAACACUGAGGAUUUAAUUCCAUUUAAAAAACAGAUUUAUCUCAUUAUGAUGCUGAUGUUUGAUAUAAAUUAUAAACAUGAACAUUUUCCACUUACAUCUCCUAACAAAAGUUAGGAGGAUGUAACACCCUCUCAGUAUUUUCCUCUUUUGUUCGAUUAAAACCACACAUUUUGAUCUCCAGCUCAGAUUGGAUGGAGAACAUCUGAAUACGUCACUUUCUAAGUUUCACCACAUAUUCUGCAGAACAUGUUCAUUUAUAUUCCUGCACAGCUGAACUCUACUGCCACCUGCUGGAGCGGCAUCUUAAUGACACAUUUUCAGGUCUGUGUGAGGUCAAACUGGUGACCUCUUCUUUUUAGGACAUAGAGGAGGAACUCAGGAUACUGGAAUGUUGAAGUUUAAGGGGGUUUAAACGAAUUAUGUUUUAUUUUAAUAAAUCAACAGUGUGGUCAUUGCAUCAAAUUUUCUGCCAAGUUCAGAGAAUCAAAUGUUUGUUUGGUUACUUCAGAUCGUGAACUAAGGCAGAAAUUCACACAUUUCCUGAUCAGGUUGGGUUGAUUUCUGGGUUUCUUCUUGUGAAUAACAAAAUCUCUGAUCCAAUAAACAAUCCCUUGGUUUCGUAA